GCUAGAAGGCCAGAGUGGGAAAAAGGAAAAAAACUUUGGUGCUGUGAAAACACUACUCAGCAGUAGGUAAAACAUUGACCCUGUUUUAGUCCCAAAGCCACAACAUAGCACCAUUCUGGGUGCUCUGAGUUAGUUAGUUAUAUUUUAUUUGUUACAUGUUAGUUAGUUACAUGUUAGUUAUAUGCUCUAAGUUAGUGAGCUAGAUGUUAGUGUCAUCCCCUUCCAUCCCAUCCCAGUACCAUCAGUACUGCAUCAGAUUCCAAUUCUGAAUCAUGGAGCUGCCACAUGAACAUGGGAAGCAGGACAUGCACAGUUAUGGAAUGAGGGACAGAGAGUGAUCAGCAGUUGAGCACAGAAAGGCAGGACUGGGGCUUGUGCUUGUGUGUUUGUUUGUUUGUUUUGGUGGGGCUUUUUUUGUGACUGCCUUUAAAUUCCUGUCUCACAAGCACCAGAUGUGGUUUUUGCUCUUACUAAGCAGUGCACAUCAAAGGGUAUUAAAGGUUCACAGUUGUGGUCAAAAUAGAAAAUGAGGAAUAUGGUAGAGGCACAGGUAAAAGUAAAAAAGAAGCAAAAGCAGUAGCAGCAAAAGAAACGUGGAAAAUUAUUAAGAAACAGCCUAAGAGUCCCUCAAAUAUGGAAGCUGCAGAGUUAACAACAACUCAAACAACCUCAUCACCUGCACUAGACAAAGAUUAUGUCAGCCUAUUAAAUGUUUUUUCACAAAGGACGCAUCAAGACGUUGACUAUCCUAGGAAAACUCGUACUGGAGAUGCCCAUGCUCCCACGUAUUCUGUUAGCUGUACAAUUAGUGGUGUUUUGUAUGGAAGGGGCACUGGACCUUCCCUAAUUGCUGCAAAACAAGCUGCUGCAAAAGAAGCAUAUGAGAAGAUGGAAACUGAAAGAUCUAAUGGCAGUUGUACACUUAACAAAUGUAGCAAUUUCUCUGAAGUGUCAACUGGGUCUGACUCAGAAAACAGCAUUUGCUUUGAUGACCCAUCUGCACAGUUGGUAGAAAAAAUGAAAGACAUGACAAUGUCUGAAAAGCCUUCACUUUUUCAGAGAAACGCACAAAAUCCUGUCCUGAACAAAAGAAAAUUGGCAGCUAAUUUUGCUAAUUUAAGAAACAAGGAAGAGGAAAAAAAAAGGUCAGAUUCAAAUGAAAGUUCACCAGAUGUGGACACAAAUGCUGGAGAAGAGAAUGGGAGUCCACACACUGUCAAUGAAACAUUUCUCUCUCUUUUCGAAAAAAUAGAGGUUAUUGGUGCAGGUGGUUUUGGGAAUGUUUUCAAGGCAGUAUCCAAGUGUGAUAAGACAGCCUAUGCAAUCAAGCGAGUUGAAUUCACAGAGAAAGUGGAACGGGAAGCACAAGGACUUGCAAGACUUACACAUGAGAACAUAGUGCGGUAUCAUUGCAGCUGGAAAGGGUACGACCGUAUAAAGGACCCGGACUCAAGCCAAAAUUCAGACCAAAAAAUUUGCUGUCUUUUCAUCCAAAUGGAAUUCUGUGAACAAGGAACAUUGGAAAACUGGAUUGCAAAAAAGAGAGAAGACCGAAAGUACCAUGCAGUGGCACAAACCAAAUUUUUACAAAUAGUGAAAGGGGUGGAAUAUAUUCAUUCUGAAGAGUUAAUUCAUCGAGACCUCAAGCCUCAGAAUAUAUUCAUAUCACACAAAGAAAAAAUAAAAAUAGGUGACUUUGGUCUUGUGACUUCUGUGGCAUUUGAGACUCUAACUGAGGACAGAGGAACAAAAUCAUAUAUGGCACCAGAACAGUCUGGGGCCAGAUAUGGAAAGGAAGUAGAUAUUUAUGCACUGGGAUUAAUUUGGUUUGAAAUUCUUUCGGCAUUCACUUACCAUGAAAAAGCUAAGGUAUGGCCUUCUGCUAGAAAAGGUGAGCUUCCAGAGUGCUUCAUGAAAAAAUUUCCAUCAGAGGCAUCCAUAAUCAAAAGGAUGCUUUCAACAGACCCUUCGGGAAGAAUCACUAUAUCUCAUUUACUCGACCUUGUUAAGUCUGUUGGUGAAGAGAAGGAACUUAGAAAUUAUUCUUAUUAAAUGUCCUUUCAUACUGUGUUUAAAUACAGAGUUUGAUGAAUUUAUUACAGUUGAUGAAAUGACAACAGAUGUCAGAAGCAACAGCGAGACUUGGGGUGUGUCUUUUCCAUGGCUACAUCACCAUUCAUGUCUGCCAGCUGCAACCAGGACAGGACACUUCUGCAAAAAAUCACACUCAGUUUUUACCUGGAAACAUAGGUUUUCAUGGAUGAGCUGGACUAUUUUGUACAAUAAGUAAUAGAACCUAGUCCUUUUCCCCUCAAAGAUUAUGUUGAUGUGGUAAAGUGCUAACUGGGUUGUGGCAAAUCCCUGCAUGUGCUGCAUCCAUUAUCCCUUAAGGUUAUCUAUUGCUUUCCAUGGAAGAAGUGCUGUCAGGUGCUAUGUGACUCAAACCUUUCUGCUUUGUUCAGUGAUAUUGUUAAUAAUUACUGGAAUGCUCCCAUUAAUAACAAGACUAGUUCUGGCAGAAAAGAUACUAGGAAUAGGUGCAUGUUAUUCUUCACUGAAUUUCAGUACUUUGAGGUGUGGUUUCUUAUCUCUUCACAGCUGCUGAUGACCUAACACCUUCAGUGCUCUAGAUUUUAAAUUUGUAAAAUGAGGAUUUCUUAAGAAUUUAAAUGUUAAGUAUUCAGCUUCUAGGACAUCUAAUUUAGAACAAACCUCAAUUUUUGAAAACUUUAUGUUUUGAUGGUUAUCUUUUUUGGAAAGGAACAUUCACGGUGCUAUUAAUACAGGAAAAUUCUUCAAUUGCCUCAGUAGUAACCACUGGAAAUCCUAGGCUGAGAGAGUACUUUAAACAUUCCCAUGCUUCUAGGUUUUAGUCCCUUACUGUAAUACUGAGGCAUGCCUGACCCUUAAUAACUGUACUGAGUACCUCUGGUGUGUACCACAAAAAGGCACAGCAGGUUCUCUGCUACUCUUCUUUUAUAUCCUUCAGAGUUUAGCCUCACCUGAACUUGAAGUACUGUGUGUGGUGCAGGGAACAGAGUGAAAAGACAGGCACAUUUGGGCCUUCAGGAGCUUGUCUUUGAGCUCUGUCUUGUCAAACUGUUCAUUGACAUGGUGCCAUCACAUAUUACCUAUUUUUUUGCUUUGAAAUCUCUGCUCAUUUGCUUAAUGGCAAACGAGCAGAGAUUUCAAAGCAAAAAAUAAGUAAUAUGUGAAGUACUGUAUGCUUUUUCUGAAAUGUUAAAUGGAUUAAAAGUGGGUGACUUCUCUGAAAGAGAUAAUACAAAUGAGUGUAUUUGUAUUCUUAAGAAAAUUACUGAUGUUCUGGUGCAAGUAUUUAUUGCUAAAUAAGAAUGUGAUUGUACAUUUUUAAGGCCUUA
Molecule: messenger RNA, 3380 nt
Organism: Parus major (Great Tit)
Lineage: Eukaryota; Metazoa; Chordata; Aves; Passeriformes; Paridae
Gene: EIF2AK2
Product: eukaryotic translation initiation factor 2 alpha kinase 2
Exons: 15
Coding region: 634-2052 (472 amino acids)
Biological process (GO): protein phosphorylation
Molecular function (GO): protein kinase activity; ATP binding
Source: RefSeq, a predicted model, not a curated record